Messenger RNA from Acanthosepion pharaonis, 1281 nucleotides. Lineage: Eukaryota; Metazoa; Mollusca; Cephalopoda; Sepiida; Sepiidae. The record is from the annotation of a GenBank genome assembly.
AUGAAAGAUGACAAGCAAGGAGUUCCUGAUCACGUGUCCAAGCGAGUAUCCAAUCAGCUGAUUUCGAUUACUUUCCUUACCGGUUCUCUACUCCCCCCUGUCCUUCUCCAUCACACAUCUAUAAAACUAAAGCCAGGACCUGGUAGCAUCAAUCGACACUAUUUGAUCUCUCUCUCUCUCUCUCUCUCUCUCUCUCUCUCUCUCUCUCUCUCUCAUCACUUUUUUAUUCCAUAUCUCGCUUCUUCUUCUUCUUUCCAUCUCUUUAGCUUUUACAUAUUCUCUUUUCUAUCAUUCUUUUUCUCUUUUUUUUUCUUGCACUAUUCAGCUAUUUUUCCAUUCUUUCCUCGUUCAUCCUCUCUGUCCCCUCUCACUCUCUUUCUCUCUCUCUCUCUCUCUCUCUCUAUUUAUAUAUCUAUCUCUAUAUAUAUAUCUUGUUUUUGUCGGUUUCUUCCAUUAUUACCGCCUCCUUCGAUUACCGCUUUUUUUUUUCACCUACGAGAGCAACUUUUUUCUCACUUCUUUCUCAUCACGCUGCUCUUUUUCACUUACACAUUUGCCUUUCUUUUUUUCUCUCUGAUUUUCAGUUAUUUUUCUUUCACCCUCUCUAAUUUUCUGCCUCCUUAUCUUCCCCUCUUCUUCAUUGUCCUUUGUUUUUUCUCUCUCAAUUUUUUAAUCGCUCAAUUACUACUUUUCUUCCACCUUCUUUUUCCUCUUUCUGUCAUCUCUUUUUCUAAUUGUUCUCUUUUAUCAAAAUAUUUCUCUCUCGGUUCCUUUUUUUCUGAUUCUUUUACUCCUUCUCUUUUAUCUGAGCUUCUCUUUCUCCCUUCUUUACUAACCUUUUUAUCCUCUAUAAUUAUCAUUGUUUCUCUCUUUUUCUCCUUCCUGUAUAAUAAUUACUCUUUCACUCUCUUUUUAUCCUUCCUCUAUAAUUAUCACUCUUUCGCUCUUUUUUCUUCUUCUUCUACAAUUAUCACUCUUUCUCUCUCUUUUUAUCCUUCCUCUAUAAUAAUUACUCUUUCGCUCUCUUUUUAUCCUUUCUCUAUAAUUAUCACUCUCUCUCUCUCUCUUUCUCUCUCUCUCUUUCUCUCUCUCUCUCUCUCUCUCUUUCCCUUUUCUCUUCUUUCGCUCUUCUUCUUCUUCUUCUUCUUCUAUAAUUAUCACUCUUUCUCUCUCUUUUUCUCCUUCCUCUAUAAUUAUCACUCUUUCGGUUUCUUUUCAUCCUCCCUCUAUAGUUAUCACUUUCUCUCACAUUCUUUCUCUCUUUCUUCCUUUUGCAUCUAA